Messenger RNA from Emys orbicularis (European pond turtle), 627 nucleotides. Its product is annotated as natural cytotoxicity triggering receptor 3-like. The coding region runs from base 1 to 627 and encodes 208 amino acids. NCBI's taxonomy places the organism in Eukaryota, Metazoa, Chordata, Testudines, Emydidae. Gene Ontology annotation, biological process: natural killer cell activation; immune response-activating cell surface receptor signaling pathway; positive regulation of natural killer cell mediated cytotoxicity. The transcript is spliced from 3 exons. The record is from RefSeq and is a predicted model, not a curated record.
AUGUGUCGCAUGCUGCCCAUCUGGCUCGUCCUCCUUGGCUGCCUCCCGCUGCAAGGGUCAGAGGUCCGGGUGCACCAGCCACCGGAGCUGAGGGCCUCCCUGGGGGGCUCCGUGCUCCUGAACUGCACCUUCUCCACCGCCCCAAAGGCCUCCAAGCUGGCAGUGACCUGGGUGCGGAGCGCACCCGGCGGCAGUGGGGAGGUGCAGAUCUACCCCCCGCCCCGCCAGGUCACCGAGCUGCGCAGCCGCGUUGCCCUGGACUCGGGGCGCUUUCGGCACCAGCGGGACGCGUCCCUGCACCUGGCCAACCUCACCCAGCACGACGCCGGGCUCUAUCGCUGCUUCAUCUGGACCUCGGCCACCAGCAGCCACGCCGGCAACGGGACUGAACUCAGCGUCCUGGGGGAGGGACCAGGAUCCGGGGUGCAGCGCUGGGCAGCCUGUGGCCCCCUGGGAGUCCUGGCGCCCAUCCUGCUGGUCCUGCAUGCCAUGGUGUGCCGGGAGUGCCAGGGCCUGCGGCACCGUCGGAGGCACAUGAGGUCUGGUGCCCAGGGACAGGCUGGGGAUCCGCAAUCACGGCCAACCCUUGGGCUGGCAGGGAAGGACGGAGCCCCCCGACCCCUCUGA